AUGCUGAGGAUAGACUCGAAACGGUUGCCUCUCAGGCUCAAAAGGUCAUGCACUGAUGUACUCAAUCCAUCUUUGAUGGCUGACAUUGUUACAGAACAAUGGAUUCAAAUUCAGCGGUUUGAGCAGGCUCUUCAUAUUACACACAAGUUUUUGGCUUCAGGUUCUUUAUUUGCUAAAUUCAUAAGUUUUGCUGAAUUAGUGGGGCACAACACGGCAUGA
Molecule: messenger RNA, 219 nt
Organism: Prunus armeniaca (apricot)
Lineage: Eukaryota; Viridiplantae; Streptophyta; Magnoliopsida; Rosales; Rosaceae
Source: the annotation of a GenBank genome assembly